GUUAUUCUGCCGACUUGCUGUCAGACCAGUCUUCUGUCAGACGGCUGAGCCUGCGACACAGGACACGACACCCAGGGAGCUCCUUCUCACUUCACCGAAUCCCGCUCACUGCCCAGGGUGAGAGCAUGCUCUAAGGGGGACAGCGCCCUCCAGUGGCACACACAAGACAUGGAGGUCUCCAUCUGCCGGGCGGUGGCGACAUUAGUGCCCCUGCUGUGGCUCGUGGGGGCGGCCGGCGGGAUGCCCGUUCCGGCCCAGCGGGACCUGCUGAUGCGUGAGGAGGCGUCCAGGCAGACCGGGGGCCGGGUGGCGCUGACGGUGGCCGAGCAGAAGCUGGCCGCUCGCCUCCACCGGCUGAAGGAGCAGGAGAUGUCCGCGGCCCGGUUCCCGCCCGCCAUGCACUUCUUCAAAGCCAAGCCUCUCAUCCAGAGGAGCUCCAUCUUCAAACUGCUGCAGAAGAUGCCCAAAGGCGCGGCCCUCCACAUCCACGGCUCGUCCCUGGUCGGCGUGGAGUGGCUGGUGAGAAACGUCACCUACAGGCCUCACUGCUACAUCUGCUUCACGUGGGACAACUCGGUCCGCUUCCUGUUCUCCGACCGGCAGCCUUUCCCGCGGUGGGACUGCUUCUACUGGCAGCUGCUGGCGACCCUGCGCGCCAAAGUGGGAGACCCCACGAGCUUCGAUAACAGUUUAAUGCAGCGCCUCACUCUUUUCACCGAGGAUCCAGACGCCGAGUACCCGGACCAAGAUGUCGUGUGGGAGAAGUUUGAGGAAGCCUUCAUCGCCGCUGCGGGGCUGAUCACCCACGCGCCGGUGCUGAGGGACUACUUCUACCAGGGCCUGGAGGAGCUGCGCCAGGAUAACGUCAUGUAUCUGGAGCUCAGGAGCGGCAUCUCAAAGACGUAUGAGCUCGAUGGAACCAUUCACGACAAGGUCUGGACCCUGAAAACCUUUCAAGAAGUCACAAAGAAAUUUACAGCAGAUCAUCCGGACUUUCUCGGGGCUCGCGUCAUACUUUCCGUCCACAGGGCCCUGAGUGUGUCCGAGGUCAAAGCAGCCGUUCAAGAGGCCAUUCAGCUGCAGAAGAGCUUCCCAGACGUGGUCGCAGGGUUUGACAUGGUUGGCAGGGAGGACAGCGGCAGGCCUCUGUGGUACUUCAGAGAGGCCCUCUCGCUGCCCGCUCAACUGGGCGCCACCCUGCCGUACUUCUUUCACGCCGGAGAGACAGAUGAAGAAGGCACCGAUGUGGAUCAGAACAUUCUCGACGCCCUCUUGUUCAACACCACGCGCAUCGGGCACGGCUACGCCCUGGCUCACCAUCCGCUCGCGAAGGAGCUCUCCAGGAAAAAGGGCGUGGCCGUGGAGCUGUGCCCCAUCUCCAACCAGGUGCUGAAGCUGGUGUCAGACCUCAGGAACCACCCGGCCGCCGUGCUGAUGUCCGAGGGCCACCCGAUGGUGAUCAGCUCCGACGACCCGUCGCUGUUCGGCACCACGGGCCUCUCCUACGACUUCUAUCAGGCCUUCGUGGGGAUCGGCGGGCUGAAGGCGAACCUGGGCACCCUGAAGGAGCUGGCCGUCAACUCCAUCAGGUACAGGGGCAAAAACAAUGGCCGCAGCAUUUCACCGCGACUAAUCCUUUUGCCCACCGUUUGUCCUCCUGACUCAAAUGUUUGACUGUCUUCGAAUGGCAUUGGUACAGCUCGCUGCCGGCUCACCUGAAGGACGCCGGCCGCGCCAUGUGGCAGAACCAAUGGGACGCUUUCAUCGCCGACAACUCGUGACCUGUUUGACUUGUGAAUGUUUGUUUUUAGUUUUCAGCGCUAAAAGAAAAACAUCGCCGGGCUUUUAUUCGAACAUUUAAAAUUCCACGUGAAGUGCCUCUUUGGUACCGCUGUUUGUUCUGCAGAGGGCUGAUAAGAGUGUAACAUUACCUGACAACUGGUCGGAGCUACUUUUCUUUUCCUGUUAAAAAAAACA
Messenger RNA from Scophthalmus maximus (turbot), 1977 nucleotides. RefSeq names its product adenosine deaminase 2b (gene ada2b). The record is from RefSeq and is a predicted model, not a curated record. Gene Ontology annotation, biological process: inosine biosynthetic process; adenosine catabolic process. Gene Ontology annotation, molecular function: adenosine deaminase activity. Bases 169 to 1674 code for a protein of 501 amino acids. NCBI's taxonomy places the organism in Eukaryota, Metazoa, Chordata, Actinopteri, Pleuronectiformes, Scophthalmidae. The transcript has 11 exons.